Molecule: messenger RNA, 631 nt
Organism: Aspergillus pseudonomiae
Lineage: Eukaryota; Fungi; Ascomycota; Eurotiomycetes; Eurotiales; Aspergillaceae
Product: TMEM14 family protein
Exons: 2
Coding region: 128-445 (105 amino acids)
Cellular component (GO): membrane
Source: RefSeq, a predicted model, not a curated record
CUUAACUCCGAAGCCAUACGACCCAUAACACCAUCCCAUCACCUCAUCCUCCAUCCCUCCUCCAUGCAAUCCCCCCCAAACAACACAACAACCCCUAAAACGAACUCAGAAGCAAUCAACCCUCAAAAUGUCCCUCGAAACCAACUCCGCCCUCUCCCUCUCCAUCCUCACCUCCCUCGGCGGAGUAAUCGGCUACGCCCGCACCGGCUCCGUCCCCUCCAUCGCAGCCGGUCUCUCCGUCGGCGCCCUCUACCUCUACAGUUUCCAGCGUCUGCGCUCGGGCCAGGCCUACGGCGACGAACUGGGUCUCUUGGCCUCUAUUGUCCUGAGCGGGAGCUCCAUCCCCAGGGCGAUUAAGACCCGCAAGCCGGUGCCGAUUGGGCUGAGCUUUGUGGCUAUUUAUGGGCUUUUGGUUUUUGGGAGGGCUGUUUUGGGGAGGAAUUGAUUUGGGGUUGGGUCUACAGUCUCAGUUAUUGAUUGAUUUGUUGAUUUAUUCAAUUGGAGGUUGUAGGGUCGUGGGGUGUAUGAUUAUACCAUUUGAGUCCUCUUUUUUUUUCUCUCUCUAAAUGUCAUUUGAUUGAUGGUUGUGCGUUGUCAUUCAUUACAUGGGUUAUUCUUUGGUCUUAAGAUG